Musca vetustissima is the source of this 1275-nucleotide messenger RNA. RefSeq names its product homeobox protein goosecoid (gene Gsc). Gene Ontology annotation, molecular function: DNA-binding transcription factor activity, RNA polymerase II-specific; RNA polymerase II cis-regulatory region sequence-specific DNA binding. The record is from RefSeq and is a predicted model, not a curated record. The coding region runs from base 1 to 1275 and encodes 424 amino acids. Lineage: Eukaryota; Metazoa; Arthropoda; Insecta; Diptera; Muscidae. Gene Ontology annotation, cellular component: nucleus. The transcript is spliced from 4 exons. Gene Ontology annotation, biological process: regulation of transcription by RNA polymerase II.
AUGGUUGAAACCCAUUCCCCACCAACUGGAUUAACAAUUAAACGUUGCCCCUCGGCCAGUCCGCAGCACGAACAGCAGCAACAUCAAAUUUCGCCGCAUAAUAUGGCCACACAACAUUUGACCACUGCCAUGCUAUUGAAUUCUCAACAAUGUGGAUAUUUGGGCCAGCGUUUGCAAUCGGUUUUCCAGCAGCAGCAACACCACCACCAUAUUACCCAAUCUCAAACCCCCUCCUCAGAUGAUGGUUCACAAUCGGGCGCCACUAUCAUCUUGGACGAUGAUCAUUCUCCCCCGCAUUUACAGUCGCAACGGCUGACCCGUGAUAAUGCCGCCGCCUCAGUUGUACAAACAGCUGCCGCUGCCUCCAUAUUUAGCAUUGAUAGCAUUUUGGGUUCAAGAUCUCAAAAUCCAAAUAAUGGCAACAACAACAGCAAUAAUAAUAACAACAACAAUGCAAAUUUGAAUAACAACAACAAUCAUAUCAUUAAACGUUCCACCGAUUCACCCACCUCACCAAGUUCAAAUUCAAGUUCGGCGGCCUCUAGCCCCCUGAGGCCACAACGUGUACCCGCCAUGUUACAACAUCCCGGCCUUCAUCUAAGCCAUUUAGCUGCAGCGGCGGCAACGGGUUUUGCGGCGGCCUCACCUUCAGAUUUUUUGGUUGCCUAUCCCAAUUUCUAUCCAAAUUAUAUGCAUGCAGCUGCCGUGGCCCAUGUCGCGGCCGCUCAAAUGCAGGCCCAUGUUACGGGUCAUAAUGCGGCGGCAGCUGGAUUGUCGGCCCACAAUCAUCACGCCACGGCCCAUCAUCAUUUACAUCACAGCGCGCAUCAUCACCCCCAUCAUCAUCACCAUCAUAUGGCUGCCCAUUUGGGUCAUGGACCACCACCAAAACGAAAGCGUCGUCAUCGUACAAUUUUCACCGAAGAACAAUUGGAACAAUUGGAGGCGACUUUCGAAAAGACCCAUUAUCCCGAUGUGGUGCUGAGGGAACAAUUGGCACUGAAGGUGGAUUUGAAGGAGGAAAGAGUUGAGGUAUGGUUUAAAAAUCGCCGUGCCAAAUGGCGUAAACAAAAACGCGAGGAACAGGAGCGCAUACGCAAACUGCAAGAGGAACAAUGUAAUGGUGUAACGCAAAAUCCUGCCACUGUGAACAACGCCAAUCCAAAUGGUGUUGUCAAUCUCAAGUGUAGCCCUGAAGAUUUUGUAACGCAAUUGCAUAUAAAACCAGAUCCCAAUUAUAGUGAUGGUGAUGAAUCGGAUUUAGAAGUAGCAUAA